Messenger RNA from Gadus chalcogrammus (walleye pollock), 4240 nucleotides. RefSeq names its product lysine-specific demethylase RSBN1L-like. Gene Ontology annotation, cellular component: nucleus. The transcript has 12 exons. The record is from RefSeq and is a predicted model, not a curated record. The coding region runs from base 1793 to 4240 and encodes 815 amino acids. NCBI's taxonomy places the organism in Eukaryota, Metazoa, Chordata, Actinopteri, Gadiformes, Gadidae.
CGUGCAUUACCCCUCACCCCCUCGUCUCCCUGCCAACAGCAUCGCCGUCACCCUGCGGAGACUCACUCUCCUCUUCCACUUCGGUCGUCAUUCCGCUUUUUGUUUUGUUGUUUUAUCGGUCGGUCACCUCGGGUUACCAGAGUGGAGACACACCAACUCUGGAGAACCGGUUCCUGCAUCUGGGAGUUAGAACCGGACACCAGCCCUAGGGCUCUGUGGUUCAAAAUUAAUCUGUCUUCAAUCAAAGCCGUUCUUCUGCUUUAUUUAUCUAACCGUUGUGGUUAUCAGCCCCCCGUUGGUUUCUGUGCAUCGAUAUGUUGCCCUCUCCUGCUUCCUCUUGCCCUCUCUUCACUACUCUUGUCCUUAGGAAACGGUCCGCCUGUGCCUUUAAGAGAGAGAGCCCGCCCUCCCUCCCUUAUUCCUCCAAUCAUGUUUAUGAUUGGCAUGAGUGUGAGUGAUCUGAUUCGCUGCUGCUUCUCAUAGCCUCCUGCGGGACUCUCCAUCAGCCCCGGCUUCUCCUCAUUCUUUUUACACACACACACACACACACACACACACACACACACACACACACACACACACACACACACACACACACACACACACACACACACACACACACACACACACACUCAUACAGCCAACGUGUUUGUAUGUAUGUUGCAGAAAUCAAUCAGUAAAAUGAACAAUGAUGAGUACAAAAAAAAUCGUGUUACUUUUUAUUUUUGCUUAUUCUGUUGAAUAUUCAAGCUGAAUACCCUGAAUAUGUAUGACAUGAAUACCGUACACAAGAGUAGGGACGUUUAUCUGUUGAGGCCACUGCCAAACGACAAGAUAUAACUAUUUAUUUAGUGUCUUGACGGCGGAAAGGGUGGCACCAAGGAAGCUGGUUUGUAUUUGUUUUUAUUCAAAUCCAAAGGCCGUACUUUUGACCUUUGAUCCAAUGGUUUUUACUUUCGACCUUAAAUACUAAUAUUUUAUUGUUUACUACAAGACCAACCAACACCUGUUGGGACACAAACGCACGCACGCACAAUGUCAAUGUUGUAGCUGCUCUUGAGUUUAGUCAUGAUUCUGGCUGGAUAGUGGUUUACAAUAUCCUAUAUCAGUUUUAAUUUGUAUAUUAAUUAAUAUGGGUAACUGAGUUCAAUUGGUCUUUUUUUAAUUCCAGUUAACUUCUUGAAUGGAGUUGGAAGGCUCAUGUUGCACUUUAUCUAAAAGUCUUCCAGUGAUAGCACGCUUUGCAAGGUGGCUGUGAUUUCUUUUUCUUUUUUUUGUAAGUCAUUUACAGAAUGCCUUGUAGGAAUUCUGUGUACUCAGUCACAAUAUACACCUUACAUGUCAUAUGUAUGAUGACUCAAUACUCCUUAAACAAACAUUCCUAAAUGAUGUCAAAAAUAAAACUAACAUACAAAUGUAUUUAUCUUACAUAAAUAUAAUAUUAACUAUAAUAACAUUAUACAGACAUAAGCAAAUGUCAAUAUGCUUAUGUCUAAUAAUAAUGUGCAUAUGCAACGGUGAAUGUAAAUAUUUUUUAUCUUAGAAAUAGCUUAUAGUGAUCUCGCAUUCUGCAUAAUGCUCUCAUGAUAUACUAUUCAUUACACUGCGACAUAGUCUGGCUACGAUGAUCCUGCUCUACAACCUGCCGAACAUUACGUUAGUAAAUCCCGCCUCUAGUUGUGCUUCUCCUGCCUGUCAAUCAAGCUCCUGUCCCGCCUCUGCCUGUUUGCCUCGCGCACAAACGGCAGCGGUGGCCGUUGGGGGAAGAGAGUAAAUAGACAGAAGGCUCAAGAUGGCUGCCUCGCUGGGCUCGGUUCACAUCGCUGGCACCGCCGCAGCCGCGACCACAGAAGUUGCCUCCGCGAAAAGCGCGCUCGUCAAGCCGAACCACACCAAAGGAGCCUCGGACAACCGCCCCAAGUCUUCCCGGGAAAUCCACCCGCCACCGCCCAAGAAGGUCCGAGGCGAGGAGAGGAGCGCGAAAGCGAAGAAAGUCACCAGAGACGGAGUGGUGGGAGGCGGCGGCACCGCGGAAGAGAAGCUCCCGCCGGCCCCGAAGCAGAGCGAUGCCAGGCCGGGUCUGUGGAGCCCGCCCGCGGCGAGCAGCGACCUCUCAUCACCGCUGUCGGCUGGAGGAGCACAGCCUUCUAGUAACGCUGGCAAAGUCUUCAAGCAGAGGGAUUUCCUGCUCCACAAAGCGACUCCGACUAAAACCAAAAAACCCACUAAAGAUAAACACCGAGAGAAGGAGACGGGGAAAGAAUGCCACGGAGACGGAGAGGCGAGGAAAAGGAAUAAACUACUGACCCCUGGAUCGGGGAAAAAUCAGAACAAUAACAUCAGCGGAUACAGUCAGGUCUCUCCAAUGAAGCGAGGGAACGGAGAGGUGUCUAUUCCCCCAAAAGAGCCCUCUGCCAAGGAGAAGGCGAAGGAGAGAGGCCACGAGGAGCGGGAGAAGGUCAAGGAGGGAGAGAAGGAGAAGAGGAAACACAAAGUCAUGAAUGAGAUCAAGAGGGAGAACGGAGAGGUCAAGCAGCCACUCAAAGGGGAGAAGGCGAAGACGAGGGACUCGGAGGAGCUGCUGAUGAAGAAGGUGAAGAAGAAAAAGAAGAAGAAGCACCGAGAGGGCGAGAAGCACCGGCGGGUGAAGAUGUACCACCGCUCCAGCCAGACGGCGGGCCAGCCCGGCCCCCCCGCCUUCGCCCCCUACUUCCACGUGGAGAAGCAGCCCAACGGAGGGGCGCUGGUGGCCCACGCGCAUGCCGGCCAGCUGGGGGCGCUGUCCCCCGGCCAGCGCCAGAGGUUCGCCCAGGAGUUUGUGACGCUGGCCUUCAGCGAGGACUCCUCCCAGGGGGCCCACUACGUGAUGGGGAUCGUCCACGGGGCCGCCAGCUACCUGCCGGACUUCCUGGACUACUUCUCCUCCAAGUUCCCGUCGGCUCCAGUGAAGAUGGAGAUACUGGGCAAGAAGGACAUCGAGACCACCACCAUGGACAACUUCUACUCCCAGGUGAAGCGGUCGUACAGCCACGGGACGUACCGGGCGGGGGCCAUGAGGCAGAUCAGCCUGGUGGGGGCCGUGGACGAGGAGGUGGGGGACUUCUUCCCCGAGUUCCUGGGCCUGCUGGAGGAGUCGCCCUUCCUGAAGAGGACCCUCCCCUGGGGGUCCCUCUCAGCCCUGCGGCGGAUGGAGCCCACCGACAGCGACGACGGGCCCAUCAUGUGGGUCCGGCCCGGAGAGCAGAUGAUCCCCGUGGCGGACAUCCCCAAGUCCCCCUACAAGAGGAGACGCUCCACCAAUGAGGUGAAGAACCUGCUGCAGUACCUCCCCCGGGCCAGCGAGCCGCGGGAGAUGCUGUUCGAGGACCGGACGCGAGCCCACGCCGACCACAUCGGCCAGGGCUUCGAGAGGCAGACCACGGCCGCCGUGGGGGUGCUGAAGGCCGUGGGGUUCGGAGAGGGCUCGGAGCCCCCCCGUGUCACCAAAGACGUCAUUUGUUUCCAUGCCGGUGAUUUCCCUGACGUAGUGCAGAGACUACAGCUGGAUCUCUACGAGCCUCCACUGUCUCAGUGCGUGCAGUGGGUGGACGACGCUAAGCUGAACCAGCUGCGGCGGGAGGGCGUGCGCUACGCCCGCAUCCGGCUGUGCCACGACGACGUCUACUUCAUCCCCCGCAACGUGGUGCACCAGUUCAAGACGCUGUCGGCCGUCAGCAGCCUGGCCUGGCACGUCCGCCUGCAGCAGUAUCACCGCGGCAACGGGGACGAGGGGGACGAGGAGGGGGCGCAGCCUCCCCCUCCUCCUCUUCCUCCCGCCCCCCGCUCCGAACCGACCAAUGGGGAGGCCGCUCUCCGCCGGGUGACGGCCGUCCCGCCGGCCGGGUCACGGACGCACGCCGCUCCGGCCACGCCCCCGCACUCCGCGGGCGACGCCCACAACCCACGGGUGGAGGGGAGGGCGGGGGGGGCGGCCUGGGGCGGAGACGCCAGGACGUGGCCCCCCCGGCCCCCGAGGUCCCGGGACCCCCCCGCGCACGACACACACCGGAGGCACACACACCCCACGCAGUACGCCGCGCAGCCCCGCCCCUCCCAGGUGGCUCCGCCCCUGUUCUCCCCCCUGCAGAGGCACCCACCCCCCUCCCGCUCCUACGCCGCCCAGGGCCACGCCCCCAACGCCACUCCCUUCUCCUUCCUGUCCCAGAAGCCCCCGCUGGGCGGCCCGGAGGACGUCUCCUGA